UUUAAAUAUGUUAAUAGACAGAAUUAUGUAAAUCAAGUGGAUGAAGUGAAGAGUAAUCUCGUCAAGUCAGAAUAUGGUGGGAUGGUUUGACAUCCACCAAGUUCCUUGUGGCUACUUCGAUUGCCGCUGAGCUGGAUAGGACACUGUUGGGAGGGAGUGGCCUCUUCCUCCCAUCAGGAUAAUGCACACAUCCCCAGAGCGGAUUUCUGCAGACACCAUGAGCAACAUGACGGUGCUCGACACUGCUGACCCCUAUGACCUUGACAUGACCUCAGGCGAGGCCAUAUACCCCAUCAGCUUCCAGGUUUCUCUGACAGGCUUCCUGCUUUUGGAGAUAGUUUUGGGCUUGAGCUCCAACCUCACUGUGCUCAUCCUCUAUUGUAUGAAGCAGAACCUCAUCAGCUCCGUCUCCAACAUCAUCACCAUGAACCUGCAUGUGGUGGACGUGUUGGUGUGUGUAUGCUGCAUCCCGCUGACAGCAGUGGUGGUGUUACUUCCUUUGGAGGCGGACACAGCCAUGGUCUGCUGUUUCCAUGAGGCCUGCGUCUCCUUUGCAAGCGUAGCUACUGCUUCGAACGUCCUGGCUAUAACUGUAGACCGCUAUGACAUCUCAGUGAGGCCGGCAAACCGUGUGCUUACAAUGGGCCGAGCUAUAGCUCUACUGGGAUCUAUCUGGGCUCUUUCCUUUUGCAGUUUCCUGGUUCCCUUUAUGGAAGUAGGCUUCUUCAUCAACUCUGGUUCAGACCAUGUGAACCAGACUGCAGUGGUUACAGUGGCUCAUACAAAUGAGUAUUAUACAGAGCUCGGGUUGUACUAUCACCUGCUCGCACAGAUCCCUAUAUUCUUUUUUACAGCUGUGGUAAUGCUAGUGACUUACUACAAGAUCCUUCAAGCACUUAAUAUUCGCAUUGGAACGCGAUUUCAGCACAACCUACCGAAAAAGAAGCAAAAGAGCAAAAACACCAUCUCUUUGAGCACUGCGACACAAGCAGAGUCGACUGACGCUUCACAGAGCAGCACAGGAGUCAAGGCAGGUGGCAAUGCACCUUUGGGCAUGCGGGCAUCAGUGUCAGUCAUUAUUGCGCUAAGACGAGCAGUAAAGCGUCAUCGUGAGAGACGGGAGAGGCAGAAACGAGUCUUCAGGAUGUCUCUUCUCAUCAUCUCCACAUUCUUACUGUGCUGGACUCCAAUAACUGUGCUCAACACCAUCAUCCUCAGCACUGGGCCCAGUGAUUUAACUGUCCGCCUCCGCUUGGGCUUCCUGGUGAUGGCCUAUGGAACCACUAUCUUUCAUCCACUCCUCUAUGCCUUCACUCGGCAGAAGUUCCAAAAGGUUUUGAAAAGCAAGAUGAAGAAGAGGGUGGUGUCUGUAGUAGAAGCUGACCCUACACCAAACAAUGUAGUCAUCCAUAACUCAUGGAUUGACCCCAGGAGAAACAAGAAGGUCACAUUCGAGGACACAGAAGCCGGAGAAAAGUGUCUAUGCUCGCAGGACGCGGAGUAAUUGGAUUAACUCAAAUGUAAAUAUGUCAAAUAUGUAGAGUAAAUGGUAAUUGGUUACAUUCAUUAAAGUAAGUAACUAUAGCGGAAACAUUUUUAAAAACUAGUGUUUUAGAGGGAGAUAUGGAGUUUGUUUUAUGCAAAGAUUUUGGAAACUAUAAUGGGGAAAUAUUGUAUCCUGCAAGUUUAAAAGCUUAAAACACAUGUGCUCAUUAACAAUGGAGUCUGGGCAGCUAACUAAAUUAAUAAUAAAGUUAUGAAAAGAUGUGUUCCUUGAGAUUAGAGCAUUAUAUAGAUAAUGAUGAGGAGUUUCCUUAAAAUAAAAACCACAUGUAAAAAGUGAAACUACCAGCAGCUGAAUGUGUAUGAGCUCAAGGAUUGCAUUUACAGUUUUUCCUCAGUUCAAAAAAGGAUUAGGGCAACGAAGACGGUAAUCUAUUGCUAUUUAUUGUGUAAUGUCAUGGAGUGCCAUCAAGGAAAAUUCAGUCAUAACUUUGUAUCAAUGGAGCAGUGCGUGUGGUUCUCUGGUAAGCAUAAGAUGAGACAAAUGCUAAUGUGAAAUACCUUGAUAUUGUUUGUCAGAUUUGUAAUAAACAACCAAAGGCACAAUAAUAUAAUAUCCCUCUGCUCUCUUGCUUCGUUUCCGUGUAGAAUUAAUUAAUUAAUUAAUUAAUUAGCGAUAGAACAGAUCAGGC
Cottoperca gobio is the source of this 2195-nucleotide messenger RNA. Its product is annotated as G-protein coupled receptor 22-like. The transcript has 4 exons. The coding region runs from base 182 to 1504 and encodes 440 amino acids. Gene Ontology annotation, biological process: G protein-coupled receptor signaling pathway; cellular response to hormone stimulus. The record is from RefSeq and is a predicted model, not a curated record. Lineage: Eukaryota; Metazoa; Chordata; Actinopteri; Perciformes; Bovichtidae. Gene Ontology annotation, molecular function: G protein-coupled receptor activity; peptide binding. Gene Ontology annotation, cellular component: plasma membrane.